UAUCUCCAAAUAUAUAUACACAAGAUAAAGAGUUGAGUUGAAUAGCAUUCACAAGCUAGCCUAUAUCGCAGAGAUAUUUGAGGAAAUUAUUGAGACAUCAAUGGCCUCCGAGAGGGAAAAUUUCAACCUUUUUGGACCUUCGUAUCUUACUCCUAUUGAUUGGAAUAACUCGCAUCAUCGCAAGUCCAUUGCAGCCAGCUUGGUUCAGGGUGUAUACACACUCGAAUGUGAUCGCAAGCAAAAUCGACAAGGCCCUCAAGCUCUUGCUCCUGCUUGGUGGGAAUUUUUCAAUUUUGGACUAACCCAAGUGCUAGUAGAUGAUGAUGACAAAUCAUAUUUUGGAGCCAUUUAUGAGUUCAGGUUCCCCUACCCUUAUCCCAACCACAUAGGCCAAGGCCCCCCACGAUACGUGAUCGCCUUCCGUGGCACGACCAACAAAUCGGGAAACAGGACUCAAGAUUAUAAGCUGAAUCUUCAGUUUAUUGUCAACAAUCUCGAAAAAAGUCCGCGUUUUCAAGCUGGCAUGGAAGCUGUUAGAAACACUGUUCAUAAAGCAAAUGGCCCUGGAAAUGCCUGGUUAGCAGGACAUUCCACAGGGUCAUCCAUAGCUCUACUAAUUGGGAGGAACAUGGUAAAGAUGGGCAUGUACAUCUUGAAUUUCAGAUUAAUGUACCAGGAAGUGAUAUGCACUAGUAUUAUUGGCUUGUUCAAUAAAUAUGUAAUCAAUCAUCUUAAGACUGAUUUUAACUUGUUUAGGCUUAAUUACUUCAACCUUAGCUAA
This is a messenger RNA of Olea europaea var. sylvestris, 781 nucleotides long. RefSeq names its product GDSL esterase/lipase At4g10955-like. Bases 101 to 781 code for a protein of 226 amino acids. The transcript is spliced from 5 exons. NCBI's taxonomy places the organism in Eukaryota, Viridiplantae, Streptophyta, Magnoliopsida, Lamiales, Oleaceae. The record is from RefSeq and is a predicted model, not a curated record.